GAGUCUCUGAAGUCCAUUGUAUUAUUCUGGGAAGAAUUUUUAGCUGUAUUAGACGUUUAACAAAGUUUAACAUUUACAAGAUAAUAGAAUAAAUAUUUGUUAGUAAUUAUGUGUUAUAUAGCGAGUGUUGUAUUGAUAGCAGUGUUGGGAUUUGCUGAUGCUGCUCCAAAAAUAAGUGCAGUAUUUAAUCCAGUUUAUGAUCCAGGAUACAACUCAUAUUAUGAAAGACCGCAAUACGCUUUCAACUAUGGAGUAGCUGAUCCCUCAACAGGGGACGUUAAAUCCCAGCAUGAAACUAGAGACGGUGAUGUUGUUAAAGGUCAAUAUUCGCUCGUAGAACCUGACGGUUCCAUCAGAACUGUAGACUACACAGCCGACUCAGUAAAUGGCUUCAACGCUUUGGUAUCGAAGACUGGUCCCAGCUUACACCCCGCACCUCAAGUGCACAGACACGUACAACCCGUAGUACAGUAUGUCGCGAAACCUGUGCCUGUGCCUGUACAGUAUCCGAGACAAUACACGCCGCAAGUUUUUGCGUCACCCGCUCCAUUCUUGUAUCCGAAAGUCGCUGCUCAGUUUCCUGACUACGAUGGCUUUGAAGGAUUCGAUGGACCACCUCAACAAUACUUUUAAAAUAUUUAGAUUAAGUUUUUAGAACAUUAGAGUGAUAUAUUAAUUUCGUAGAAUAAUAUUUGAUUGUAUUUAAUUAAAGUUCAAAUUCAUAUCAAUCAACUUAACAAUUUUUUUUUACGACGAACUUCCAAGAAGAAUUUGCUAUGCUUUAUUAAAAAUAAAAAACGUUUUUUCUUGCUUUCUUUCUUAGGUAUUUAUUACAGUAAUGGAGAUAAUCCCUUAAUAACCUUGCCGACGCCUUACUGAGAAUGUCACCAACAUAGCAUAAUUGAAGGGUAUUAAAAUGCUCGAGAUAUUUAUUUAAUAAUUAAAAUCUCUUACUCCCGAUGAUAAUAAUAUCGAUUGCACGAACUGUGUAAAUAUUUUUCCUUCAACCGGAAUCAAGAAUAAAUUGUUAUAAUGCGGGGUUAUUAAUUGAAAAGCGUCUAGUUUGUCAAUAAAAUGCUAAAGUCAGUCAAUGAGAGGUAACGCUGCUGAUACAAUAAUAAACUGAAAACAGAAAA
This is a messenger RNA of Colias croceus (clouded yellow), 1136 nucleotides long. It is a transcript of the gene CPR127, whose product is annotated as cuticle protein 19-like. Gene Ontology annotation, cellular component: extracellular matrix. The record is from RefSeq and is a predicted model, not a curated record. The transcript is spliced from 4 exons. The coding region runs from base 109 to 633 and encodes 174 amino acids. Lineage: Eukaryota; Metazoa; Arthropoda; Insecta; Lepidoptera; Pieridae.